AUGCCGCAGUACACUGAUGUUGAAAGAAAGUUGGUGGAACAGUUGCGAAACGCCAUUGCUCAUCUUGAUCUCGCUGAUGCCGAGCAGCAAACGAGAGCCAGAGAGCUAGAGAUGGCGUACGAACGAUUCCGUGAUAAUGUUCGUGAAUUUGAAGCAGAGAAAGAGAUGGAAAAGGAAAGAGUGCAACGUGUGCGUCGACAGCUGGAACGAGAAAAGAGGAUAGCAAGUAAAGACGGUGCUGAACGAGACAAAGCAGUUGCUGAGCAGGUAGAAGAUCUAAUGAAAACUAUCUCUCAAAAAGACCGUCAGAUUUCGAAUCUACGACUUCGCCUGCGAAAAACAGAAGAGCAGGUAGAUUCGAAAGAUAAAGAGCUAGAGGAAAGCACUAAGAAAGUGGAGCGACUAGAAAAAAGUUGCAAAACGUUGCAGCGCCAACUAGCUCAACUUCGUGGUAAUUAUGCCAAGCAGACGCAGGAGAUGGCUGCCGAAUUGCAGGCUGCUCGUGCACACAACAUUCGUAGAAAGGGAACUGUUGGUUUGCUGCCGACUCUAUAUAAACAGACCGCCAAUGAAGAGCAGAUAUUGGAUCGCCGUAGCGAAACACGCGAACCUCGAAGGCCUUCAGUAGAGAGGUCGAAGUGCGUCAGUUGGGCAGACAAAACUGCUCCUGCUAGUCUUCUGGAUGAUGGAAGAACUCCUAAAAAGGGAUCCUACCUGAUGGAAUUGGUGGAAGAGGGUGCUGCUUAUUUUGGUCCUUGUCGCUUGUUUAAGAACGGAAUAGGAGACUGGACAAAGGUCACGACGACUGAGUGCGGUUGUGAUUUAUACGAGUACAGUAAUUCGGAUGUUCGCUGGCUAAGUUGCGAUCGUGCUGUGGAAAUAAAUUACUUUGGUAUUAUGGGUGCCACGGUAAUAACACAUGUCAAUGGAUGCAGUAUUAGAUAUUUCAAUAAUGGACAGGUAACAUGA
Cooperia oncophora is the source of this 969-nucleotide messenger RNA. Lineage: Eukaryota; Metazoa; Nematoda; Chromadorea; Rhabditida; Trichostrongylidae. The record is from the annotation of a GenBank genome assembly.